UGCUAUAUACAUCUUAAUAGGCAUUACCUGUUUAGAAGGUGAACUAGAACAAAUGAGGUGAAGAAGCCAUCAAUGAGACGUAAAAUCUAUUGUUUGAUUCAUAAUUACAGGGAGUGUGUAUAUGUGUCAGAUUCCAUACCAACCCUGCCACGACCGACACACAGUCAAACUCCUGUCAUAGAUGAAGGCUAUCAAAAGUGCUGUAACUGAUUCCAAGGCGCUUCAAGAAUUAAAGAAAU
Molecule: messenger RNA, 239 nt
Organism: Geodia barretti
Lineage: Eukaryota; Metazoa; Porifera; Demospongiae; Tetractinellida; Geodiidae
Source: the annotation of a GenBank genome assembly